Messenger RNA from Heterotrigona itama, 1042 nucleotides. The record is from the annotation of a GenBank genome assembly. Lineage: Eukaryota; Metazoa; Arthropoda; Insecta; Hymenoptera; Apidae.
AUGACUCAACGUAUAGCUGUUGUAAGUAUGUUGUAAAUUAUAUAUUAUUAGAAUUUGUAUACCUUAAUGAAUAUAUAUUUAGGUAACCGGUGGAAAUAAAGGCAUUGGAUUUGCUAUUGUAAAACAUCUUUGCAAACAAUUUGAUGGAAUUGUGUAUUUAACAGCUCGUGAUAUUACUCGAGGACAAAAUGCUGUUAAAGAACUCGAAAAACAAGGUUUAAACCCAAAAUUUCAUCAACUUGAUAUUACUGAUGACGAUAGCAUUUCUACUUUUCAUGAUUAUUUAAAAGAAACGUAUCAAGGACUGGAUGUAUUAGUAAACAAUGCUGCUAUUGCAUUUAAGGUGUCAGCUACAGAACCUUUUUCUAUACAAGCUGAAGAGACACUGAGAGUAAACUAUUUUGCUUUAAGAAAAAUGUGCAAGAAGCUUUAUCCAUUAUUGAAACCACAUGCACGUGUAGUACAUGUAUCAAGUUCUUCUGGUCGUUUAUCAUUCAUUCCUAAUGAAUCACUAAGAAAAAAAAUUUCAGAUCCAAAUCUUACAGAGGAAGAAUUAGAUGAUAUUUUACGUGAAUUUGUUGAUGCUGCAAAGGCGAACACAUAUUUAGAACAAGGAUGGCCAAAUUCUGCUUAUGUUGUAAGCAAAAUUGGAGUAUCUGCUCUAUCUGGAAUUCAUCAAAAAAUGUUUAAUUCAGAUACUAGGGAAGAUCUUGUAGUAAAUUCUGUACAUCCUGGUUAUGUAAACACUGAUAUGACCAGUCACAAAGGUAUUUUGACACCUGAUCAAGGUGCUGAGGCUCCUGUCUAUAGUGCAUUACUACCAGAAAAUACUGAUAUAAAAGGUAAAUACAUCUGGUAUGACAAGGCAUUGGUGAUAUGGGCAAAAUACGUCAAAACUUAUGUGCUCAUAUUUAUGUGUUUCAAGUAUAAGUUAAUUUGGUUUUUGGUAAUCGAUUUAAACACUUUAUCUACAGAUAAAGUCCAUCGUCUUGCGGUUGGUAACAGAAGGGCGUUGACAUUUAAUCAAAAAGGCAAAACGUGA